AUGUCAAACAUUGAUGAUAUCCUUCUUGGAAUUACCAAUUCCUUAAAACGUCUUCAAGAAGCUCAAGAAGCUCAAUUGGCUGAACAAUCCACUAUUGAAAAGGUUCCACAACCAAAGUCUACUGAUAUUGCUAAAUUCACCAAUGAAUAUUUCGAUAAGGCUGCUGAUGAUUAUAUUGAAUUCACUUACAAGAACCCAACUAUUUAUCACGUUGUUCAGCAUUUCAAAAAACAACUUGAACUGAAAGGCUUCACUUAUCUUCCAGAAAGUAGUUCUUGGUCCGAUUUGAAAGCUGGUAAAUAUUUUACUGUUAGAAACGGUUCUUCUCUUGCUGCUUUUGUGAUUGGUAAAAAUUGGAAACCUUCAAGAGGUGUUGGUGCCAUUGGUUCUCAUAUUGACUCUCUUACUACUGUCUUGAAACCAAAUUCAACUAAAGAAAAAGUUGAUGGGUAUGAAUUAUUGGGAGUUGCUCCUUAUGCUGGUACUUUAGGUGAUGUCUGGUGGGAUAGAGAUUUAGGUGUUGGUGGUAGAUUGUUAGUUAAGGAUGGCAAAGGUAAAGUUAGUCAAAAAUUAGUUGAUUCUACUCCACAUCCAAUUGCCCAUAUUCCUACUCUUGCUCCACAUUUUGGUGCCCCAGCUAUUGGUCCAUUCAAUACUGAGACUCAAGCUAUUCCAGUUAUUGGAUUUACUGGUGAAGGUGAGAAAGAAGAUGAACCUACUGAAGAUGAAAAGAAGUCUCCAUUGUAUGGUAGACAUCCAUUGAAAUUGUUAAGAUAUAUUGCUAAACUUGCUAAUGUUGAAGUUUCUGAUAUCUUGCAAUGGGAUUUACAACUUUAUGAUGUUCAAAAGGGUACUAAAGGUGGUCUUAACAAGGAAUUUGUUUUUGCACCAAGAGUUGAUGAUAGAGCUUGUUCAUUUGCUGCCCUUAAUGCCUUGGUUGAAUCCACUGUUGAUGGCACUUUGGCUGAUGAUUCCUUCUCAAUUGUUGGAUUGUACGAUAAUGAAGAAAUUGGUUCUUUAACUAGACAAGGUGCUAAAGGGGGAUUAUUAGAAUUGGUUGUUUCAAGAGUUUUAUCUUCAGAAUUUGUUAACCCAGAUGGUGUCGAUGUCCAAGAAACUUUAAGAUUGACAUAUGCCAACUCUAUUGUGUUGUCAGCUGAUGUCAACCAUUUGUUUAAUCCAAAUUUCAAAGAAGUUUAUUUGGAACAUCAUAAACCAUUACCAAAUGUUGGUGUCACUUUAGCAUUGGAUCCAAAUGGACACAUGGCUACUGAUUCAAUUGGUCUUGCUUUGGCUGAAGAAUUUGCCAAAAAGAACGGCGAUAAAGUUCAAUACUUCCAAAUUAGAAAUGAUUCCAGAUCAGGUGGUACCAUUGGUCCUUCUAUUUCCUCUCAAACUGGUGCCAGAACAAUUGAUUUGGGUAUUCCACAAUUGUCCAUGCAUUCUAUUAGAGCUACUCUUGGUAGUAAAGAUAUUGGUUUAGGUAUUAAAUUCUUCUAUGGUUUCUUCAAAAACUGGAGAGAAACUUAUGACAAUUUUGUUGAUUUAUAG
Candida tropicalis MYA-3404 is the source of this 1551-nucleotide messenger RNA. It is a transcript of the gene LAP41, whose product is annotated as metalloaminopeptidase. Gene Ontology annotation, molecular function: zinc ion binding; metalloaminopeptidase activity. Lineage: Eukaryota; Fungi; Ascomycota; Pichiomycetes; Serinales; Debaryomycetaceae. Gene Ontology annotation, cellular component: fungal-type vacuole. Gene Ontology annotation, biological process: proteolysis. The transcript has a single exon. The record is from RefSeq and is a predicted model, not a curated record. The coding region runs from base 1 to 1551 and encodes 516 amino acids.